Venustampulla echinocandica is the source of this 1371-nucleotide messenger RNA. RefSeq lists its product as uncharacterized. The coding region runs from base 1 to 1371 and encodes 456 amino acids. The record is from RefSeq and is a predicted model, not a curated record. The transcript has a single exon. Lineage: Eukaryota; Fungi; Ascomycota; Leotiomycetes; Helotiales; Pleuroascaceae. Gene Ontology annotation, molecular function: protein binding.
AUGCAUUAUGGCCCACCGCCAGAGUCCUCUCGGCCGCCUUCUGGCCUUUCAACACCUGUGAGCGAAUCUCAUAAGCGACUUUCGGAUCCGCCCACUUCCUGGGAUAGUAGAGGCGGGUGGGGUCCUGGUCCUUGGGGAGGUGAUGGACUCAUGAAGGGGGAGCAGUUGGCGCCUAUACAGUUUGGGGACGGCCCGCCAUGGAGUGAGGACGAAGAUCUUCAAAGCCCAGUUGUUGUGAGCUCUCGGCAUAGGAAACAUAAGUCGUCGGCUGGGUUUGGAGGCGGCCAGUCACAUAGAGGUCGGAACGGAGGGGAUGGACACCGCGCCAGUAUGCUCAGCCAGGAGCAUUUUGAUCAUGGGAGGGGUUAUUUUGUUGGAACCGGGGGUGAUGGUAGCGAGAGAUACUAUGUAAACCAAGGAGGGGAGGCAGACGGACCAGGCGGUGAAAUCGUUACAUAUCCCCCAGACCAGGCCCGACAUUCUACACUGGCGCCUUACAACGUACCUGGCCAGAGAGACUCGCAUUUUGCGGGCACCCUUCCAAGCAGAUCUUAUACCGACGAGACCGGCCAAGACUACCGAUCGGAGUCAGACGCAUCUAGUUCUGCAUCUUCCCCAGGCAUGACAAGACAUGACGAGUCCAGAUAUUCAAGGGAUUAUCAGUUUACAAUUGCGUCGCCAGAUGAGGAGAUGCACGGGAAGGCUGUAGCACUUUUCGACUUCCAGCGAGAAAAUGAGAACGAGUUGCCACUGGUCGAAGGACAGGUGAUUUGGGUAUCAUACCGGCAUGGCCAAGGAUGGCUUGUUGCUAUGGACCCGAAGACUCAGGAAAGCGGCUUGGUCCCAGAAGAAUAUGUUCGCUUGCUGCGGGAUAUUCAAGGCGGGUUAAAUAGCCUGACUGGCCAAGUAAACGACCAGCUAACGAGUCCCGUUACAAUCGACUCUGGUACACCUACCCAAGCAGAACACAACCAAGCUUUUGGCCACGCCUCAAAUCCCAGCAACGGCCACGGAUACCCUCAGCCAGUCGUGUCUACCUUCUCGACAUCAUCAAAAGAUCUCCAUCCGUAUCCGCAACAUCUACUGGGCACUCAGGCUGGGCAAGCUCCGCCGCAGGUGAUCCACUAUCACGGCCAGCGGGGCGGAAGUCAAGCCAAUACUCCCACCGUGUCAAGUUCGGCUGAGGGCUCAAGAGAUAGGGCAAGCAGUCAGGACUCUAAAGUAAGGCAAACCGAGGAUAGCACAAAUACGACGCCAAUCGCGGUCACGCUUCCUGCAGCCAAACUUGAGUCGUCAAUUGGAGCUCAACAACCUUCAAGCCCUGACAGUGAUGAUACAGAUGGAUCGGCCGAAGAAGAGAAGGGCAAUUAA